Molecule: messenger RNA, 1136 nt
Organism: Apis florea (little honeybee)
Lineage: Eukaryota; Metazoa; Arthropoda; Insecta; Hymenoptera; Apidae
Biological process (GO): cytoplasmic microtubule organization; cytoskeleton-dependent intracellular transport
Cellular component (GO): cytoplasm; microtubule organizing center
Molecular function (GO): dynein light intermediate chain binding; microtubule binding
Source: RefSeq, a predicted model, not a curated record
AAUUUUACAAAUUAAUUUUAAAAUAUAUUGUAUAAAAAUAUUUAAGUCAAUUAAUUUAAUAAUUGUUAUACAGAUAUUACAUGAAAAAUUGUUCAAAUUAGAUCAUGAACGUAAUUAUGAAAUAGAAGAUUUGAAGCAAAAACUCUAUGGUUAUAAAUGCUUGAUGGAACAACUCAAACAAGAUUUAAAUGAGAAAUGUGAAAGUUGUUAUUUAUAUUCUCAGGAAAUUGAAAAGCUUCAAUUAUGUAUUAAAGAAACAAUAACAUUACGAUUAGAAAAAGAGUCACUUUUAAAAAAAGUACAAGACAUGGAAGAAUUAACAAAAAAUUAUAAUGAAUCUUUAGAACAGUUAAAAAAUAUAUUAAAAGAAAGAGAUGAACUUAAGAAACAAAAUUAUGAGCAGCAUUGUCUAUUAACAGAUCAAGAAGAAAAAUUAAAUCAAUUAUUAAAAGUGAUUAAAGAAUUAUCUAUUAAAUAUAAUGAACAAAUGGAGACAAACAAUACAUUGGAGAUCUUAAAAACUGAAAUUCAAAAUAAAGAUAUUAAGAUUUCUCAAUAUCAAGAGCAAUUAGUUUCUAUGAAGCAAGAUAUUAGUGAUUUUUUCAAUAAUAUAAAAUACAUUUUAAACAAUUUAGAAGAGCUUAAUGAUGUUUGUGAAGAAGUUUGUAGUUGUACAAAAUGUAACUUGGACAUCGGUGAAGAAGCAAAUAAUAUAUUAUACAAUAUAAACAUUAUUAUGACAAGAUUUCAAAGUUACAAAAUAGAAAGACAGAAUUAUUUACAACAAAUAGGAGAUUUAGAACAUUAUAUAAAAAAUAAUAAACAGCAAAAUUAUUCUAAUCAAAAUUUAAAAAAUAUAAUUUGUGAAGAAUUUUUUAAUGACUUUCAAGAAGAUUCAAAAAAUAUAAGUAAUGUUCUUCAAAAUUUAUAUAAAUUAUAUAUUGUGUUGAAUAAGAUCAAUAUUAUCAAACUCAUAUAUUUUAGUUAAGGACAACAUAGUUUUAUUUGAUGUAAGACAAAAUGAAAAUAAUUCAAAUGAAUUAGAAUUAGACAUUAUUUCACCUAAUAAUUCAUUUAAUAAUACAAAUUUAACAAUGAAUCAAUCAAAUGAAACAAUAAAUAAUUUCGAUUCUCCU